Messenger RNA from Stegodyphus dumicola, 2892 nucleotides. RefSeq lists its product as uncharacterized. NCBI's taxonomy places the organism in Eukaryota, Metazoa, Arthropoda, Arachnida, Araneae, Eresidae. The record is from RefSeq and is a predicted model, not a curated record.
CGUCUCGCUUUAUUUUGUAAAUAUAUGAAACAUGAAUUUGUCAGAAAGAAUGUAUAUCUUAAAGAAUGUAUACUACUAUGAAGAAGUAAAGUUAAGUGCUAAGGAUUGUGUUAUCGUUUAGUAUAUAUCACGAAUCGAGUGUAAGAACACACUCUUUUUCAUCUUUGCGAGAGGUACAAGACCUACCUUCGCUACUACCUAAAAUAACAGCAUCGGAUCGUCGAAGACAACGAUAUGGCCGAAUUCGAAUGCGAUAGUUCCCACCUGGUGACAAAGAAAAAGAAAAAGCUUGGUAUGAAAUUCUUUUAUUCUGUAAAAUCUCCUAAAAGAAAGAAAAGAAUGCAGAAACCUCGACUUUCGCCAUGUAAAGCUUCAAAACAUUUUAAUGUGAAAAACAAUAAACGAUAUGCAAUUGAAGAAUCAUGUGUAUCAAAAUGCUGUGAACCGCCAUUGACUGGAACCCCAAAAAAUGCCAAAAUAAUAGACUUACGCAAGAAUAUUUAUGAUCUUUUCGAUCCUACAGCUCAAAACCACCCUCAUACAGAGGAUAUUUUGCCUCCUGAUUAUCUCGAACGAAAUCAGGAAGACAUUUCAUUACCCUUCCUUAAGGAAAAUGGACACUUUUCUCCCGUAUCUUAUGGUUUAAAUUACGUACUUAAAAUUAAUUCAGUAGAAAAUUUACAAGAUUCUAAAUUACGUAGGUCAACGAAGGCUUGCGUGUCAGCUCCAGUGUCACCUACUCAAGAACCAAAAAUGAAAGCAGCUUCUAGUCUCUGCUGUAGCAGUUUUACAUCUCAGAAUACUACAGGAAAAGCUGUCUCCUUACCUAAGACUAAAAACUCAAGGCGCAGUAAAGAAGAUCUCACUUUAUUACCCUCAUCCAUUAUGUCCAGGCUGAUUCAAAAUUGUGCAGACGUAAAGCCUGAAAUUCUAGAGUUAAAGAACAUAAAGAACAAGAAAUUUCCGUAUAAACCUGAUUUGUUAAAGCUUAAUUUACCUGAUUUGCAGGAAAAGAGCCGAGAAUUAUCAUGUAAUGAUGUAUUAUUUCGAGAAACAUUCUCUCCCCAUCGAAGAAAUUCCCUGGGAGAUGAGAUUUUAAGCCCAAGUAGUGGCUAUAGCUCUCUCAGUGACCUUGCUACACAUUCAAGAACCCAGUCUUCGCAAUUAAUUGGUAUUUCUAGUAAAAACAUUGCAGAGAAUUCUUCAACAAACCCUAUAAAGAUGUCUAGCUCUAUAAAAUCAUUUUGGAAAUCAGAUGUUCUAAGAGACUUCGGAAAACUUAAAGUUGAUUGUAAUAUAUCAGUUGUAGGUAAUAAACACUCAGAUUUUAGAAUGUUUCAGACUUUAGACCAAAAAACUCAAUUCAGAAAUACCACUAAAAUUAAAACCAAUGAUUUUUGCAGACUUGCAAAUAGCCCUUCUCACAGAAUAGCAACAACACAAACAAGUGAAGAAAGAAGUGACUCUUUAUUUCAUACAAAAGAGGAAAGUAGAAAUAUCUCUGAAGAUUCGUCAAAAGGAAUUAGUACAGAUAAAUCAGAAGAGUAUCCGGCAAAUAAAGAGUUAGAUAUAGAGUUUGAAACGGAGGAUUUUCUUUUCGAAUUAGAAAAUACAGAUUUAAUUAACGUAAGUGACAAUGAUUCAGCAUCAGACUGCAGUGAAUGCUUUUGCCAAUGUGACUGUUGUCAGGAGUCUAAUAUUUCAGAAAAUAACUGCAAUGACGUCAGUACAAAAUCUUUACAUGCAUCAGAUGACAAACAGGAAACAAAAUCGUUUACUUUCCUUGUACAUGAACCAAUAAUUAUAAAAUACGUGGACGAAGAAGAGAAAGCCGUGAAGGAGUUGUUAAUGUAUUCCAGCGAGUGCUUGGAAGAUAUUUCGAAGUUAUAUAACAAGGCGAUGUCUCAAAAGGAAGUACUGGAAUGUUUGCGUAGAAGAAGCAAGAUCUAUGAAGGAAAACCGUUGCGAAUCGUCUUGAACCUUAAAGAAACUCUUAAAACACUGAAAGAUGAAACACCAUAUCCACCCAAAUCCGUUUCUCGUAUUUCUUCAUACAAAACCAAAAGCAAUAAUCAAUCUAAAUUUUCCGUAUGCAAAGUCAAUACAUUACCACAGAGUCAUUCUGCUAUUUUAGAUCAUCGUGAUGAUGUGCAACGUUCUAAAACCAGGGAACUUAAAAAGUUCAAGGUUUUCACUAAGCUGCAAAGUUGUAUUUCAAACAUUAAUAAAAGUCAAAAGAUAACAAACGAAAAAAAAGCUCACUCAUAUUUUGUACGAAAUGAAACUAGUUUGCUGAUUGCUCAGAAAACCGUAUCCCAAGAAAAUAGCCUCGAAACCAAGACACACAGGGCUGAUAGAAGAUGGUCGACUGUGACAAGAAAAAAUAUAGACGAGAUAAUCUCACAUGGUUUCAAGGAUCGUUUCCACUUCUAUGCAAAACUGGGUGGUCGUUUGAAAUCGGGAGUUGUGAUAUCGAAAAGUAAUAGUAAUUAUUGGUUGAGGAAAUGUGGAAUCAUUUAUGAUCAGGAAAGUCUGAAAGCAGCAGACGAAUGCUUUGCAGAAUUUGCCAGGAAGAAGAUAGUAUUGAAUAUAUGUGACUACAUGGACUACUUGAAAGCAUUAUCACGUCGUUAUCGAAUAUCUUUAGAGGAUCUUGUAGAACUCAUGGUUGGGGAGCCCUACGCUGUAUUGUCCAGAAAGAAAAGUGACUUUGGAUCUACUCAUUUGGCUUGUGGUGACGAAUCAUCCAUACUUUACUCUGUAAAAAACAAGAAAGAAAAUAAAGGAAGUAAAUGUCUCCAACCUGUGCAAAGCACUCCCAAGCCAUAAUUUACAGAAUAGCUACCAAAGUAUUGAUUUCGACCACAAAAUUAAACUAGAACUAAGAGUAUC